Messenger RNA from Branchiostoma belcheri (Belcher's lancelet), 1117 nucleotides. Its product is annotated as circumsporozoite protein-like. The record is from RefSeq and is a predicted model, not a curated record. The transcript has 2 exons. Bases 160 to 675 code for a protein of 171 amino acids. NCBI's taxonomy places the organism in Eukaryota, Metazoa, Chordata, Leptocardii, Amphioxiformes, Branchiostomatidae.
GCACCUUGUUUGUGCAUGGAGAUUGGUACGAUGUAGUACGUAUACUUGGACUUCGGUAUCGUCAAGCUUGGGUCAGCAUUUUGUUGAUUUUAGUCAGCCUAUAUAAGGGAACAACUUUCUACUUUUUUCUUACGAAUUUCGGAGACGACAUCGACAGACAUGAAGCUGAUCCUGGCUCUAGCAGUCACCGUGCUUUUUUCGGGGGUGGUCGCCCGAACGCUUCCGCCUCCACCGCCCGGCGGCACCCGGCCUCCACCACCCGAUGGCACCAGGCCUCCACCGCCCGAGGGCACCAGGCCUCCACCACCCGAGGGCACCAGGCCUCCACCAAUCAUUGACGGAUUUGCCUUGACCCGGCCUCCACCUCCCGAAGGCACAAAGCCUCCACGUCCGGAUGGCUUCGGGCCUUCAUCGUCCGAAGAAGACGACAACCGUCCUUUCCGUCCUGAAUCGUCCGAAGAAGACCGUCCCUAUGGCGUCAGGCCUCCACCUCCCGAGGGUCCCGAUGGCGUCAGGCCUUCAUCGUCGGAAGAAGACGACCGCCGUCCGUACCGUCCCGAAGGCGACCGCCGUCCUUUCCGUCCCGAAGACGACCGCCGUCCGUACCGUCCCGAAGAAGACCGCCGUCCUUUCCGUCCAGAAGGCGACCGCCGUCCUUUCCGUCCCGCAUUGUGAUUUUAGCCAUAGUAGUAGUAGCCGCUAUUUCAAAUGUCUUCUUUAGUACAGCUUUUACCAAGUGAAACCCUCUGUUUGGCAAAACUGAGAUAUAGAAUCCUAUACCUAAUUGAAUAAGUUGGGAAUAAGCUUAGAGCGAUAUCCUUUACCACGCUGUGUAUGAGAUGUUGUCUCAUGUAAAAUGACCUGCAAGCAAAACUCCUAUGCUACGUUGAAGUGUAGUAGACAUGUUGUCCAUCGCAAAUAAAUAAAACACUUCUAUAGAUGCUAAGCACAAAAGAAAUAAAACAUUUCACAGACUUCUAAUGAUUUUGUGUUUAAUUCUAGAAUAAAUGUGUUAAUUAAGAUCCUCGCACAGUAUAACCUGCAGAAAAUAUAGCAAUUGGUUUUUCGUACUAGUACUAGUAUAUAUUAUCCCUGCACACCAACGAACAGAAGUAUA